This is a messenger RNA of Radiomyces spectabilis, 876 nucleotides long. RefSeq names its product geranylgeranyl pyrophosphate synthase. The record is from RefSeq and is a predicted model, not a curated record. NCBI's taxonomy places the organism in Eukaryota, Fungi, Mucoromycota, Mucoromycetes, Mucorales, Radiomycetaceae. Bases 1 to 876 code for a protein of 291 amino acids. The transcript is spliced from 6 exons. Gene Ontology annotation, biological process: isoprenoid biosynthetic process. Gene Ontology annotation, molecular function: prenyltransferase activity.
AUGCGAUCUGCAACUUUGACCCUUCUCGAACCAUACCAUUACUUGUGUGCCCAUCCUGGCAAAGAUAUCCGAUCCAAGCUCAUUGCCGCUUUCGACGCUUGGCUUCAUGUUCCCAAGGAAACCUUGGCCGUCAUUACCAAGGUUAUUGAAAUGCUUCAUACAGCAAGUUUGAUGAUAGACGACGUUCAAGACGGUUCGGUAUUACGACGAGCUGUUCCCGUAGCCCAUCUUAUCUACGGCGUACCGCAGACGAUAAACUGCGCUAAUUAUGUCUAUUUUUUGGCGCUUCAAGAAAUUCUCAAGCUCAACCACCCUGCCAUGGUUACCAUCUACACCGAAGAAUUGAUCCAUCUGCACGAAGGACAAGGCAUUGAAUUAUUCUGGAGAGAUACGCUCACAUGUCCAACGGAAGAUGAGUACAUUGAUAUGGUGAAUAACAAAACGAGCGGUCUUUUGCGGUUGGCGGUUCGAUUAAUGCAGGCAGCAAGUGCCAGCGACAUUGAUUAUACGCAUCUUGUUAAUCUUAUUGGGAUUUACUUCCAAGUACGCGAUGAUUACAUGAAUCUCCAAUCCGAUACCUACUCUGAGAAUAAGGGCUUUUGCGAAGAUUUAACCGAAGGCAAAUUCUCAUUCCCGAUUAUUCACUCCAUUCGAUCUGAUUUGAGCAACCGGCAAUUGCUCAACAUUAUCAGCCAAAAACCCACCUCUGUCGAGGUAAAGAAGUACGCACUGGAUAUCCUGAAACGGACAGGUAGCUUCCAAUAUACUCGCACAUUCUUGACAGCAAAAGAAGCAGCGGCACGGGCAGAAAUUGAGCGUCUCAAAGGAAACAAGUUGCUGGAAAAAGUGUUGGACGCGUUGACGGUCAAAGAAUAA